CUCUACUAUAUUUUUAUGAUCCCAUGGUGAUCAUUGCCCACCCAAACAAGCUCGCACCAGAUGGUAUGGUUGGAGUUUCGGAGCUGGUUGAUAGAUGUUAUAUGUCAACCAAGAAUUUAAUCAUGGCUCGUGGGUGCUUUGAUGAUACUAAGGGAGCUGUGCUGGUUAAAAGUUUGGCUGCCAAGGAACCAUCUGCUCUUGCCUUGGAUACUUACUACAAGCAGUAUUAUCUCUGUUUGGCUGCUGCUGCUGCUGCUGCUGCUACUAUCAAAUGAUGGAAUACCAGGCCUGAAGAACUGGUGGAAGAGAUCACUUGGGUUGUGGGGGAUGGAUGAGGAGGAUUUGCAGCGGAUGUCAUAUCUGAAGGCAGAGUGAUCAUUCUAGAAAAGAGCAAGGAAUUGUUGGAUUAUAGAAGCCUGGAAAUGAAAUGUUGUAUUGAAAUUGGAAUUUGA
Molecule: messenger RNA, 452 nt
Organism: Magnolia sinica
Lineage: Eukaryota; Viridiplantae; Streptophyta; Magnoliopsida; Magnoliales; Magnoliaceae
Product: DNA mismatch repair protein MSH4-like
Exons: 4
Coding region: 24-275 (83 amino acids)
Source: RefSeq, a predicted model, not a curated record